Molecule: messenger RNA, 1236 nt
Organism: Budorcas taxicolor (takin)
Lineage: Eukaryota; Metazoa; Chordata; Mammalia; Artiodactyla; Bovidae
Gene: PLSCR1
Product: phospholipid scramblase 1
Exons: 9
Coding region: 265-1143 (292 amino acids)
Biological process (GO): plasma membrane phospholipid scrambling
Cellular component (GO): plasma membrane
Molecular function (GO): phospholipid scramblase activity
Source: RefSeq, a predicted model, not a curated record
GCGUCGGUCCAGCCCCCAGGUCUCGCGCAGAGACGCGGAAGCCCUGCCCAAGUGAGGAAGAGGGCGGGAAGCCCCUUUGUUACCCAGGAUUUAGGAAACGAAACUAGAAACCACGGGUUUCGUCAUCGACAUCGCUCAGAAGCCUCGGUAACUCCAGCCAAGGUUGUGUGUAAGGAGCAGGCUCGAUCGCCAAGCGUUGGAAGCUGAGCACAGGCCCCGCGCCCGGGUUCCCGCAGCUCCUCUCACCGCAGAACUGUUUAAAUCAUGGACAAACAAAAUAUGCAAAUAAAUGCUCCACACCUAGGAACAAAUUUAACAGGACCUCCAGGACAUAUCGGCUAUUCUGACCCCCAGGCUGGCUAUCCAGUGCCACCACCUGACUAUGCAAGUCCUGGCCCAGUCGGCCUUCCUGUCCAAUACCAGCCAGUGACUGGUCACCCAGGAGAGCCCACACAGGUACCAUGGAUGCCAGCACCACUACCUCCAUUAAACUGCCCACCAGGACUGGAAUAUUUAACUCAGAUAGAUCAGCUAUUGAUUCAUCAGCAAAUGGAACUUCUGGAAGUCCUAAUAGGUUUUGAAACUAAUAACAAAUAUGAAAUUAAGAACAGCCUUGGACAGAGGAUUUACUUUGCAGCAGAGGAUACUGAUUGUUGUACUCGAAAUUGCUGUGGGCCUGCUAGGCCUUUUACCAUGAAGAUUCUUGAUAAUAUGGGUCGAGAAGUCAUAACUCUGGAAAGACCACUACGGUGUGCCAGCUGCUGUUUUCCCUGCUGCCUGCAAGAGAUAGAAAUCCAGGCUCCUCCUGGCGUCCCAGUAGGUUACGUUACUCAGACCUGGCACCCUUGCCUGCCAAAGCUUACAAUUCAAAAUGAGAGGCGAGAGGAUGUACUAAGAAUUUCUGGUCCGUGUAUCGUCUGUAGCUGUUGUACAGAUAUUGAUUUUGAGGUUAAAUCUCUUGAUGAGAAGUAUGUGGUUGGCAAGAUUUCCAAGCACUGGACUGGCCUUAUUAGAGAGUUAUUUACAGAUGCUGAUAACUUUGGCAUCCAGUUCCCGUUAGACCUUGAUGUGAAAAUGAAAGCUGUGAUGCUCGGCGCAUGUUUCCUCAUUGACUUCAUGUUCUUUGAAAUGACUACUAAAUAGAGAGCAGGAGUGUGGUAGUACAUUUAUGAAAGUCUCAGAAAAUCUGAAGUCCGUAUAUUGAUUGGGACUAUGUAAAAGAAAAACUGGGUGGAU